GAUGACGCGCGCGGCCGGGGCCGCCUUGGCGCGGACACAGCGCGCCAGUGAGCGCCGCGUGCUCUCGUAGAGCGUGCCCUCGUAGAACGAGCGAACAACGCGCGGGUGUUGAACGCGAGUGAAGUGCCCCUGUGGAUUACCUUCUGCUGCUGUGCCUGUGUGUGCGAGUGUGUGUGUCAUGUGCUUGUGAAGUGAUGGAGUCUUUCGAGCGGAUGGUGGUGGACCAUCGCGGCGGAUCGACGCCCUCCGGGUCGCGCGGCCCGCCGGACCUGGAUCUACUGCUGCGCUACGCGGACGCCUUGGCCAAGCUGGGCCGAGUGCGGGAGUCCCUGCACGCCUUCGACCGCGCCGCGCGCCUGGCCGCGCCACAGCAUCCCCACGGCCAGCACGGCCAGCACGGCCAUGGCCAGAACGGCGUCGCCGUCGAGCGCCUGCGUCCCCUCGCCAGCGCCCUGCUGGACCAGGUCGGCGGCGUGGCGGCCGGCGGGGGCGGAGCCCACGACGCCAGGCCGAGGGAGUUGACCAGCCUGACGUGCCCGGCCUGCGACUGCGUGCUGCAGUGUCCAGUGACCCUGCCGUGCGGACACACCAGCUGCAGGCGAUGCCUGUCCGGCCGCGAUGCCAGGCUCACCUGCCCCAAGUGCCCCUACAGGACGGCGGCGGGCGCGCAGGUGGUGACCAACGUGCUGGUGCAGCGGCUGGUGGAGCGCUGGUGGGGCCAGGAGCUGCGGGCGGCCCUGCUGCGCGACCAAGGCAACGCCCUCUUCCACGACCGCCAGGUGCAGGACGCCCUGCGCAAGUACGACGAGGCCGUGCUGCUCGCGCCCGCCUCGCCCCUGCUGCGGUCCAACCGCUCCCACGCGCUGUACUGCACGGGCCGCCACCAGCAGGCGCUCCAGGACGCCGACGAGGCCGUGAGGCUGCGCCCCGCCUGGGGGAAGGGCCACUACCGACGGGGCGCUGCGCUGGCGGCGCUGGGCCGCUACGAGGAGGCCCUGAGCGCGUUCUGUGCGUGCGCCGCGCUGGACUGGCGCGCGCCGCCGCCCUGCUCCUCCGACUGCGAAGACAACUCUUCGGACGACGACUGCUCCGCGGCCAAGGCCACCGUCAGGGGCGGCGCCAGGAGGCCGUCCAGGGGCGGCGACAGGGGGGCUAGCGGCAUGAGCCACGCCGCGCACCACGGCCUGCUCCUCCAGGACCUGGCGGGCCUGCCCGCGGACGACGACCCGUACCUGGACUCCGUGCUGGACCGCGUGUUCCAGGACGUGGAGAAGCUCAAAAGACUGGACGGCCGCGACCCGCCGGGCGACGUGCUGACGGUGGACCCGCGGCUCGUGGACCACUCCGAGCUGGACUGCGUGCUGUGCUGCCGCACGCUGUGGAAGCCCGUCACCACGCCCUGCGGCCACACCUACUGCUGCAUGUGCCUGGACCGGUGCCUGGACUACAGCUACUCGUGCCCGCUGUGCAUGACCUCGCUGUCUGAGUACGUGGCGGCCAGCCCCCGCAGCGUCACGGAGUGGGUGGAGGCGGCACUGCGGCAGGCGGCGCCCCGCGAGCUGGCUCUGCGCCAGGUCACGCACGCCCAGGAGCUGUCGGAGCAGGGCCUGCCCGUGUUCGUGUGCACCACGGCCUUCCCCGGCGUGCCCUGCCCGCUGUACGUGUACGAGCCGCGCUACCGCCUCAUGGUGCGCCGCGUCGUCGAGUCGGGCACCAGGACCUUCGGCAUGGCGGCCUGCGUCUACCGCAGCGGCGGCCCCGACAGGUACGCGGAGUUCGGCACGCUGCUGGAGGUGUGCGACCUGGUGCGCAUGUGCGACGGCUCGUCCAUCCUGAGCACGCAGGGCUCACGCCGCUUUCGGGUGCUGCAGCGCGGCGAGCGCGACGGCUACGACGUGGCCAACGUGCAGCUUCUGCACGACGAGCCCACGGCCCCCGAGAGGCUGCCCGGCGUCCGCCAGCUCCACGCGCUGGUCCGCGCCAAGAGCGAGCUCUGGCUGUCGUCCAUGGGCAAGGAGGUGCGCGCCGAGAUCGAGCGCUCCUUCGGGGUGAUGCCGUCGGUGGAGGACCGCUGGGAGAACAGCAGCGACGGCCCCGCCUGGACGUGGUACCUCCUGGCUGUGCUGCCGCUCGGCCCCCAGCUGCAGGUGGGCAUCUUGAGCACGACCAGCGUGGAGAAGCGGCUGCGGGCCAUCGACAAGACCCUGGACCAUCUUGCCCAACGGCUGCGGACUCCGCGGCACUCUCACCCCCACCCCAACCCCCAUCCUCACCCUCACCCUCACCCCAACCCCCACCCCCAUCCCCAUCAGCAUCCGGAGCCUCAGGCGCCGCCCCAGCUGGACGCUUGGUCGUCUUGACACCGCCUCGGCUUCGGCGUCGUCUUGCCCCCCAGGACUGCCAGGACAGUGCGCCUGCACGGCCUGCACGGCCUGCACGGAUGGGUGGAGACAGAGUCACCGCGCCGUACUGCGUGCUGACUGGCUAGCCGCGGGCCUUCCCUGGCCUUCCCCAGCCCCAACCUUCCCCGUCCUUCCGCGUCCUUCCCCGUCCUUCCCCGUCCAGCCUGCACGUCCAAACGUCGGCAUGGGGGUUAGUGGAGAAUACCAAAGUUACUUUAGUUGGACGAUGGUGGGCAGUUGCAAGCCACACCUCAGUUCUUGCUUGGGCCAGAAGGAAGGAUGGGAUGGUGGAGGUGUCAGUUCCACGCAUCCUCUGCGUAUGGGUUUCUAAACUUGUGUGAUACUUAAUGUAUUGAAUGAAAGCAAAGAACUGUCAAGUCCUGUUUUUAAACAUGGGAUCAUGUCAACAUUGUUUUGACAAUGAAGUAGUAUGUAAUAGUCACUCCGUACAGUUAAAAAAAUUUUCAAGUUACUGAAAAUUUUGAUAUAUUGGGGUUUGAUUGCCCACUUUAAGGCAUUUUAAUUGGUGCUUUAACUGAAUGGUUUGUUUGAUGUGUGGCAAAUUUAACUAGCACAAAAUAAGAGAAACGGUGUUCUUAUCUUAACAGAAAGAUGAAGGCUGUGGAAAUAUUGUUAAACUACAUGGGAAUAUAUACCAAACAGUCAAAGUUUUGAGUGCAAACACUCUCCUCUAUUGAGGAAACUUGACUAGGAUAGACCAGUGUAUAAAGUUAAGAAAUGUGGAAGGUGAAUGGUGAGCUUGUAAGUUUUUCUUUGUGCUGUGAAAGAGAAAGUAUAAAUGUUAUGAUGAGGCUUCAUGAGGGGCUGUGAAAACAUAACACGAAGCAAUUCAAUUCCAAUCCUAUUGUAGGCAUUGUAAAGACUGUUCCUUUUUUAGCGAUUUUUUUCCGGUCCUGAACCACUUUUGAAGCAAGCUUAGUUGGGUGUUGUCUUUCUGUUUAUGCCAAUCAUUAUUGAUGGGUGUGUUUUCACAGCAAUAAAAAUUGUAAAUCUAAUUUAAAGAUUUCCACUUUUGUAGAUUAUAUCAGAAAAAUUAGAUAGUAAUCUUACAGGUUUCUGACAUUUAGUCAAAUGUGUAGGAUGAUUGUUUGAUGUUUUCUGAUAGAGUUUGCUCAAGUGUCAGUGAUUCUUUGAAGAUAACUGCUCAUGUUUAAUUAGAUAUCAGUUUCCUCAUCCCCAUCAUAAACGUAACUGAGUCUGUGAUGUGUUGUUGAUGUGCUCCAUGUGUGUGGGAGGAGCCGAAGCUCACCCUUGUUUUGUGUAGACAGCAUCCUGUUUUUUCUUCUUUUUUUUUCAUUUUUGGAAUGAAAUUCCAAAAAUAUUAUUUAUUGAUUCCUUUAUUGGCUUAUUCAACAUUAAGGUGAAGUUUAUGUGUAGAUUUGUGAUGUCUGUUUUUUUUUAAUCCUUUAGUUUUUGUGUUGAAUUUCUCAAUGUAAGCGAGAAACUAUUUUAUAUUAUUACAAAACCCUAUUGUGGCAAGCUAAGUUAAAUAUUGUUUGUCUCUCAGAUGGUAUGCAAUAGACUUUAGAACACUUUACCUCAUCUGUUUUAUUUUUGUGGUACUUUUAAGAAAUGAUAUGUAACACAUAAUUGUGUAUAAGACUUUUAGGAAAUUUAUGAAAGUUUGUGAUUACAAACACAAAGAAAUGAAAGUUAAAGCAUUAUUUCUAGUCAUGUAGUUUUCAGAUGCAAUAACAAGUUUCUAAUUCUAUGGAGAGAGCUUUCUGUAAUACUAGUAUUUAAACAAUAAAAUCUUUCUUGCGUUGGGAUUCAGAUUGGAACAGGAGAAAAAUUUGCCCUGUCAUGAAAAGCUAGGGUCUAGUUGUAUAUUGUAAAAGUAUAGGCUAAGCCUUGCAAAUUCAGUACCUAUUUUGUAUUUUUGUCUUGAUAAAUCAGGGUUACUUCCCUCUGAGACUCACUUUAUUGUUCUAAUUAAUCGCUAUAGGAAUGAAAAAAAUGAAAAACUUUCAGAACAUAUGUGAUGAACAGAGCAAACUAUAAGUCAGUAUUUAAUUAUGCCAGCUUCGGUAUGUGUGAAUAAGCAAGAUUAUAGUGUACCGAAUGCAUCAAUAAAAUUUAUCUACUUGCCAUGCAAA
This is a messenger RNA of Thrips palmi, 4519 nucleotides long. Its product is annotated as LON peptidase N-terminal domain and RING finger protein 3. Bases 195 to 2360 code for a protein of 721 amino acids. NCBI's taxonomy places the organism in Eukaryota, Metazoa, Arthropoda, Insecta, Thysanoptera, Thripidae. The transcript has 12 exons. The record is from RefSeq and is a predicted model, not a curated record. Gene Ontology annotation, molecular function: protein binding; metal ion binding.